UAAGAUGACAUACGGUAAUUGACACAUUUGACAGCCAGUGUCCCGCAAGUUCGAGUAUUCUAAUUUUUCUAGUUUUAAAGAAUUAUUUUAACGAUUUUGACAUGGAAAUAAUUGAAUUUUCCGUGUAACGGCAAAGAAGGGUACAAUUUUCCAAUUGACGACUAGUUUUUUUCCAAUUAUCAGGAGUUUGGAGUCGUCGGGAAAAUGUUCCAGCAACAGUCGCAAAAUUCGCAAGGUGAUAUGAAAAAUGACGCUUCGACCGCUUCACAAGCCGCCGCCGAACCCACGGCGGAGAGUCUCAAGGAGUUGGGAAAUGCCUGCGUUCGCGGUGAAAAGUUCGCGGAGGCGCUCAUCCACUACAGCGCGGCGAUAAAGCUGAGUCCAAAGGAUCACGCUUUGUACAGCAACCGGUCUCUGGCGUUCCUGCGCGAGAAGCAGUUCUACUACGCCAACUUAGAUGCGGAGACUGCGAUCCAGCUCAAUCCCUCCUGGCCGAAGGGGCACUUCCGGAAGGCUGAAGUCAUGCUGGCCGUGGGGCAUUAUGACUUGGCGCUCCUUUAUUACGGUCGCGCCAUACAGCUGCAGCCAGGCGAUCGGACUCUGCUGCUGGCCGCCCAGAAAGCUGCAAAACUUAGCAAACAACAAGAGGAAUAUGAGCAUCGUUUACCAUGGGUCGGUGCCGGUAUCGGAAUUAUUGUGGGUGUGAUUAUAGCCCUCUCUGAUCGCCUUCUCACCAAAAAUCCAACCCUCAAACAUCCAGCGUUGAUGGUUUUUCUGGUCAUAAUUAUCGCUUGUUUAGGAUAUAUAAUUUCGCGAUGCAUUCGAUACUAUGUUCGAUUGCAGAAGAAAAGCUUGCUCGAGCCGCCUGUGGACCUAUUGGAAGAGUUCAAGCAAGAGCCGGACGACGAAGCAGAUGCCGAUGGCGAACCACACAUUCCGGCGAGUAGGACACGCUACACCAAAGCACAGGCUCGAAUGCGUUUUCGAAAAGGAAAAUCGUGAUCCGUAUCGGAUAGUGGAUGGAGGGAGAAGGAAGUGGGACAGUACGUUUAGGAUGGGGAGGGUUCCUUCCCUCCCGGUAUGGAAUAUUAUAGAAUGUUUGAGAUUUGACGGGCGGACAGAGAACUGAUGUUGAGAGGAUUCUACUGAAAGACUGCUUGUUGCGUACGUUGAUGCGCAAUAGACUUGAAUUUUCUAGUUUGCCCUUCGUUCUUCUAAUGUUAACCGAAUAAUUGUUUUUUUUUUCUGAAUGUGGAACAAUCAAAUUUCUUAGAUUUUAGUCGAAAUGACAGUAGAGAGCCGGAUCAAUAGCCUUUUCUACAUGUUGACACUGUGGCAGCAUUAAUAUUAUGAAAAAUUUUAUGGUAGAUAUGUAUAUGUAAGUGAGACUCGUCGAAAGAAUAAAUUCUGAAUAUAAAUCUG
Molecule: messenger RNA, 1422 nt
Organism: Hermetia illucens (black soldier fly)
Lineage: Eukaryota; Metazoa; Arthropoda; Insecta; Diptera; Stratiomyidae
Product: tetratricopeptide repeat protein 33-like
Exons: 3
Coding region: 205-1002 (265 amino acids)
Molecular function (GO): Hsp90 protein binding
Source: RefSeq, a predicted model, not a curated record